Messenger RNA from Paramuricea clavata, 519 nucleotides. The record is from the annotation of a GenBank genome assembly. NCBI's taxonomy places the organism in Eukaryota, Metazoa, Cnidaria, Anthozoa, Malacalcyonacea, Plexauridae.
AUGAUAGAAGAUGACCUAAAUUUAAAUUUAACCCACACCUCGGCAUCUCAGGACUCUUCGAACUUAGAGUGUAUAUUUCAAACCAAAACAUCGCAUCUAAAGAUCAUGCAUUUAAACACCCAAUCCAUGGUAUCUACUUUCAACGAGUUCCUACUCACUGUUAAUAGCUAUCCUUUAGAUAUAAUAGCUCUAAGUGAAACCUGGCUAAAAGAUAACCCCCAGUUGAUGGAAUACGUCCCCAUACCUGGACAUGCUACUGAAUUCCGUCAUCGGGAGGAUAUCAAAGGCGGUGGUGUCGGUGUUUAUAUAAAAGAAGAUAUCAAGUAUAAACGUCACCUCGACAUUGAGAAACUCCAUCCAGAGCUCGAGCAUUUGUGGCUAGAGGUCCCCGGUAGGAAUAUUCACAGCAAAGCACUUGUCGGAGUUAUGUAUAGAUCUAUCCUUGUCGGAGUUAUGUAUAGAUCUAUCCGCAUGCUUUCUACGGCAAAGUGGUUGGAAAGUCUAGAGUUAGUCAACUAA